GAUAAGUUUAAAAGGCGGGGGGGGGAGGAGAUAUGUACAUUCUUCCAUGCUUUAGCCUGUAAUUAGGCUAAAUAAUGGUGCAGGCGUAUGAUAGCAGACCUUGAAUGAGUGUACACACUGGAAAAGAGGGAACAAUUUAGACAAAAAAAAGUGCUGUGAAAGUAAACUGAAAGUUAUGGAUAGGUUGGAUCUCUGCGAGUCCAUGAUACACGCGCACGCACACACGCGCACACACACCCACCCACCAAUACACGUCAGCGCGCGCGCGCGGCCGUUCCUUCAUUCCACCGAUCGUACGUUCUCCGUCUUUCACGCGCGCACCAUGGCCGAGGAGCAGCAGGACCACCGCCUUCAUCCGCGAGCACUGGGACCCGCGCGCGAACACGGCUUGAACCUGCAGAAGCGGCAGGCGCGCGUGACGGUGAAAUACAACCGCGCGGAGCUGCAGAGGCGCUGGAACGCCGAGAAGUGGAUCGAGCGCGCGCUGGAGGAGCUUUACACCGGGGCGGAGGAUGACAUGCCAGAAGAGAUUGACAUUGAUGACUUACUGGUUCUGGAGAGUGAUGAAGAGCGAACACAGAAACUCCAGGAGCUGCUGCAGACCUGCAGGAACAACACACAGCCAUUCAUCAGUGAGCUCCUCCAGAGGCUGCACGGCCUUCACAAACAGGAAGAGCUCCAGAAAGAGGGCAUCGGCCAUCCUUGUCUCCAUGGUUACCCUCAUCACCAUGGCAAUGUGCAUACCCAUGGAGGCCAACAGCACCAUCAACCAUCAACCCACCAGACUCUUUAGCCCUUUGUAUCCCAUGAUGCACUGCUGCAGCCAACUACAACAAACCUUGGCUAAGUCCCUGAUCCACAAACUGAUAUGACAUCAUCACUAACCUGAUGUUUGCACACAGGGCGAUUUCCUGUAAUCACGCUCACACCUCGUUAAGGAGAUUUAAACCUCUUCACAUGUCGGUGUAAAGGGAUCUCCUAACCACAUUAAACCUCUCACAGGAUUGUAUAUAAUCCUGUACGAAGUAAACAAUGAUAUACAUAUAUAAGAUUUUUAACUUUGCUAACAUUUCCCAAAAGUUUCCCUUACCUGAAAUGUAGUCAGUCGGCCUCAAGGUGGCAGCAUAUCCCAGUCACACAAUACAGCAUAUACUUACAGAUAAAAUUGUAUUAAUUGUAUACUUCAGACAUCACACAAUUUUCCCUUUACUCUAAAUUAAGUCGAUCAGCGGAGACGCUAAUGUGGCGUACAAAUAAUAACCUAUUUUUUUUCGAAUACCAGAGAUAUUUAUCACACUUAACACUGCCAUUCAUUUGUCCUUCUGUAAAAUCCCAUUUACAUUUGAAGCUUGUGGGACAACCUAAAUCACGCUCUGUCCUAAACCACAUCAACACUUUAUUAACACUUCUGCGUUCUGUCACCUGAAAAACUGAAUGAAAAAAGAUGUCCAAAGAUUAUUUGUUAGCAACAUUAGCCAUUAGAACUCCAGUCAAAAGCUAAAGAACAGAACUUUCAAUAGUUGAAAAGUCUUCGUAUGGACAGUGUGGCAUGUUGGGGUUUUUUUUUCAGUUCAGUGCAUUUUCAAACUGAUUGAUUGUUUUAGAAAAUAACAUGUAAAUGGCUCAAUAAACUCAUAACACUAGAUCAUCGAUGAGUUCUUACAUCACUAAGAUACGGGCUACGAUAACGCUAAUGAAUGGAUGCGAUCCAAUGAGAAUGAUGACACUCAAUUCUCAAACAAAAUAAAUGUUUUGGGACUCUGUG
Tachysurus fulvidraco (yellow catfish) is the source of this 1765-nucleotide messenger RNA. It is a transcript of the gene ppp1r14aa, whose product is annotated as protein phosphatase 1, regulatory (inhibitor) subunit 14Aa. Lineage: Eukaryota; Metazoa; Chordata; Actinopteri; Siluriformes; Bagridae. The transcript is spliced from 4 exons. Gene Ontology annotation, cellular component: cytoplasm. The record is from RefSeq and is a predicted model, not a curated record. Bases 176 to 793 code for a protein of 205 amino acids. Gene Ontology annotation, biological process: regulation of phosphorylation. Gene Ontology annotation, molecular function: protein serine/threonine phosphatase inhibitor activity.